AUGUUCAACAAACAAUUUCCCUCAUCCUCUGCUCGCUAUGGCAUCAACGACCGUGUGGGCUCGGGUUUCUUCUACGAUCGUUAUUACACCAGGUUUAAAUCUCCAAAAUGGAGAGCCAUACUAUUGUGUGGGGCAGCCAUUCUUCUGUGGUAUUAUCCAAGUAAAUUCAUCUAUCGUUUUGUCUUUGAGCAUCCGUAUUGGGAGAGAAGACAAAUUCGCAAGGAACAAGAACGAGAAAUUAAGCAAUUGGUGUUGAUGAGCUCUAAUCGGGAUAGAAAGGAAACACUCAAUGAAAUGUUUAAAGAGUAUUACAUCGGCAAGUAUCUUGAACAACAAGAGGCCAAUCAAUCUACUUCUCAACAACAACCAUCGGAGCCUAAUACUGAAGAAAUACUUCAGAAUAUGAUCAUCAAGUGGUAUGGCAUCACGAACAGUGACCAUUCAGAGCUCAGCAGAGAAGAAACAUCCUUAUCCUCAUCCUCUCCCAGUACCAUAUCAAGAAUUAUUCAUACAUCGGAGUUGUUCAACCUGUCCAAAAGAUGA
Molecule: messenger RNA, 543 nt
Organism: Naegleria lovaniensis
Lineage: Eukaryota; Heterolobosea; Eutetramitea; Acrasida; Naegleriidae
Exons: 1
Coding region: 1-543 (180 amino acids)
Source: RefSeq, a predicted model, not a curated record